CUUAGCGCUAUGGCGGAGGCGCCAGGCGCGCCGGAGGAGUGUCCCGGGACCGGCAGCGCCCAGGCGGGAAGGGCGGCCGCCUGCCAGGGAUGCCCCAACCAAGGGCUGUGCGCGGCCGGCGCCGGCGGGCCGGACCCGGGUGAGUGCCGCGGCCGUGAGGGGACGGCUCGCAGGGCGCGGUGCGGGCUCACCGGCGGCGCGGUGCGGGCUCACCGACGGCGCGGUGUCUCCGCAGUGGAGGCGGCGGAGCUGCGAGCGCGGCUGCGGGCGGUGCGGCACACGGUGUUGGUGCUGUCCGGCAAGGGCGGCGUGGGCAAGAGCACCUUCAGCGCCCUCCUGGCGCACGGGCUGGCGGCGGACGAGACCAAGCAGGUUGGCUGGUUUGUUUUCCAGGUUGCUCUGCUGGACAUAGAUAUCUGUGGGCCAUCGAUUCCUAAAAUGAUGGGUCUAGAAGGAGAACAGGUCCAUCAGAGUGGAUCUGGGUGGUCUCCAGUGUAUGUUGAAGAAAACUUAGGUGUUAUGUCAGUGGGGUUCUUGCUCAGUAGUCCUGAUGAUGCUGUCAUCUGGAGAGGACCAAAAAAGAAUGGGCUGAUCAAGCAGUUUCUGCGAGAUGUGGACUGGGGUGAAGUGGAUUACCUGAUCGUGGACACGCCCCCAGGAACAUCAGAUGAGCACCUGUCCAUCGUGCAGUACCUCAGUGCCACCCACAUUGACGGUGCCGUCAUCGUCACCACCCCCCAGGAAGUGUCACUUCAGGAUGUUCGGAAGGAGAUCAAUUUCUGCCGCAAAGUGAAGCUGCCCAUCAUUGGUGUUGUGGAGAACAUGAGUGGCUUUGUGUGCCCCAAGUGUAAGAAUGAAUCUCAGAUCUUUCCCCCAACUACUGGUGGUGCAGAGAAGAUGUGCCAGAACUUAAGUGUUUCUCUCCUGGGUAAAGUGCCUCUGGAUCCACAGAUAGGAAAGAGUUGUGACAGAGGCCAGUCUUUCUUGGCUGAAGCACCUGAGUCUCCAGCUACGUUAUCUUACAGGAGUAUCAUUCAAAGAAUUCAGGAGUACUGUGAACAGCACCAUUUGCAAGAAGAAAAGAUAAUGUAAUCUGUAAAUGGAACAAAAAUGUAGUUCAUGUUUAGUUAUAGCAAAGUAACUUAUGCCUUGAUUUAUAAAAGGAAUUAAUUCUUUUUGUAUAUUGCAAAUAAAUUCUUAAUAUAAAGGCUCUUGCCUUUGUUUUUUCCAAAAGUUCAAGAUUCUUACAGUUCCUCCUUCACUAGAAUGCUGUGAAAGUGAGUCUGCAUCUGGAGUAUCAAGUGCAUUCUGCCUCCAGUGUGAUGGUAGCAAUAACCUGACUGUGAAGGUAGCAGUUGAAGAGGUGAGAAUAUGGCACACAUUUUAUUUAGAAGUAUGAAAUACAAAUAUGAAUAUAAAAUAUGCUGUGUUGAUACUGGGGCAUGCGUAGCAGCCUUUGUUCUGCCUGCUGCAAAAGGGUGAGCUGUAAUGCCCAUUCUCUCUCCCUAAAUAACAUAAUUAAAGUGUCUCCUUUCAGUGGAGAUGAUCUGUAUCUAGAGUGAAAACUGGGGUAGUGCACUGAUUUAUUUAUUUUAUUUAAUCAGUGCAUUGAUUUAUUUAUUUUUUUACAAGUAUCAAAAUAAGAUUAAAUUUUUAACUACACAUACUGCCAGCUUCACAGAAGUAGUGGAUGAACAUGGUUUAUUACUUUUGUUUUCUUCUAUUUGAUCCUAAGGCUGAACAUUAAAAAAAUAAAUAUUCAGUAUUUUUAAUAACUAAGAGGCCCUUUGGGAUUGUGGUUUGAAAGCUUUGAAAAAUCAGUAUUUUGUACAAGAGA
This is a messenger RNA of Cinclus cinclus, 1837 nucleotides long. It is a transcript of the gene NUBP1, whose product is annotated as NUBP iron-sulfur cluster assembly factor 1, cytosolic. The coding region runs from base 10 to 1092 and encodes 360 amino acids. Lineage: Eukaryota; Metazoa; Chordata; Aves; Passeriformes; Cinclidae. Gene Ontology annotation, cellular component: cytosol. Gene Ontology annotation, biological process: iron-sulfur cluster assembly. The transcript is spliced from 10 exons. Gene Ontology annotation, molecular function: 4 iron, 4 sulfur cluster binding; ATP hydrolysis activity; ATP-dependent FeS chaperone activity. The record is from RefSeq and is a predicted model, not a curated record.